Messenger RNA from Microthlaspi erraticum, 510 nucleotides. The record is from the annotation of a GenBank genome assembly. NCBI's taxonomy places the organism in Eukaryota, Viridiplantae, Streptophyta, Magnoliopsida, Brassicales, Brassicaceae.
AUGUCGAGCUAUCCCAUGACAGCCUCAACAUCGAGAUCCCCAGCGACGGUCUCAACGUCGAGCUCCCAAGCGACGACCUUAACGUCGAGCUUCCCAAGCAACGACCCCAACAUCAAACUCCCCAGCGACGACCUCAGCGUUGAGUUCCCCAACAACGAACUACGAAUGGCUUUAUCCUUCUUCGGAGGGUAUGUAGACAACCUCUCACGAGAUGACCUCUUAGUUCUCCCAAUCGCUGCAGACAAAGCGUUUUCACAUGCUGGCCUAAGGUAUUAUUUGUGCCGAGCCCAAACUCCGAAUGCAAUCCGCCGAUGCCGAUCAACGCUCAGUUCGACUCGACGGACUACGGGGGGGCAACUGUUAAUGGUGGGUUUGUGCCAAACCCUCAUUAAGGGCCCAACACAAACAACACCUAGGCCCAACUCUACUCCAAAAGGCCAAAGGAAGAAGACUAAAGAUGAAGGGAGGAGAUUGAGCCACAUCACCAUCAGAUUAUUGGAGAUGCCCUAA